UUAAAGCUUGUCAAAUCAAAAUGACGGAUAUGCUACAUGACUUGAUUAUCCUUAAAUAAUGCAGCAAUGAUCUGAGUUGCAUUCGUCUUUUGCAUUUUACGCCGUGAAGAGCAAUGGAGUUGAGCUUCGUCUUUAUUUUAUUUUGUCUUAUUGCCGCUGCACAAGGCAUUCAUGAUGUUCAACGUAGAGAUGCCGCAUCUGAGUCCCAGCGUUCUGUAACCCUGCAGGACAUCCCGAAAAACGACCUGAAAGAUUUAAAACUGGACAAUGAAAAUUUCAGCGGCUAUGAUCAACUGAAACAGAUGAAAAACAUAUAUGAUGAACUGAAAAGUUUGGAAGACAGGUUCGAUGAACUAGCAGCGAACUAUUCUAAGCUACAACAGAAGACGAAAGCUUGUCAAGCAAGCGAUCGAGACUGCGCUGAUUUGUUCAAGAACGGUGUGAAGAUGGACGGUGUGUACAACAUAACACCCGAUAACAGUCCGAGCGCUUUUAAAGUCUACUGUGAUAUGACCACUGACGGAGGAGGAUGGACAUUGUUCCAGAAGCGUGUGAACGGUUCCGAAGAUUUCUACCUUGACUGGCAAUCUUACAAGGAUGGAUUUGGAAAUCUGAAUGGGGAACAUUGGUUAGGGAAUGAAAGGAUUUACACCAUCACAAAGCAGAGGCGGUACGAGCUACGUGUGGAUAUGGAAGACGCCGAUGGUAAUCGCCGGUACGCCAUUUACGACAACUUUGCGAUCGCGUCAGAGGCACAGAAGUACAAGUUGGUUCUCGGAAAUUACUCUGGAAACGCAGGGGAUUCCUUGGGUGUUCACAGGGGCUAUGCCUUCACCACAAAAGACAGAGAUAACGAUUCUCAUGGUGGGAAUGCUAACUGCGCAAAACUAUACAAAGGUGCUUGGUGGUAUUAUAACUGCCACCUUUCCAAUCUGAACGGCCUGUACCACCUCACCAAUUACGGUAAUGGCGUGAUAUGGUAUACAUUUAAAGGUCACCAACGCUCCCUGAAGACAACUGAGAUGAAAAUUCGUCCUGUCGGCUUCAAAUGUGCAUUGCUUUGUUGUGGCUAAGCAGUGCUCAAUAGAAUUAAUCUGCUAUUUUUGUCAAAGAAAAGCUGAAGG
Molecule: messenger RNA, 1124 nt
Organism: Lingula anatina
Lineage: Eukaryota; Metazoa; Brachiopoda; Lingulata; Lingulida; Lingulidae
Product: ryncolin-1
Source: RefSeq, a predicted model, not a curated record